GUGUGUUUCUCUCCAGCCUUUGCGGCGGCGGAGGCCUGGCGAUGCCCAAGAACGCAGUGGUCACCCUGCGCUAUGGGCCCUACAGCGCGGCAGGCCUACCGGUGGAGCAUCACACCUUCCGCCUGCAGGGCCUGCAAGCUGUGUUGGCCAGAGAUGGACACAAGGUCAUCCUAGAGAAGAUAGAAGACUGGAAUGUGGUGGAACUCAUGGUGAAUGAAGAAGUCAUCUUCCACUGCAACAUUAAGGACUUGGAGUUCGGAGGCGAUGGUAAACUAGACCCACUGUGUGAAAAGGCCAGGAUAGCCGUGCUGAACGCCUACUGAUCUCCUCAUGGAACAGGCAUCUCAAGUCGGCACAAUAGCAGCUGCCCCAGCCAUUCUAUGAUGCAGGCAGAAGUGGCUGUGCCGCAGUGUGGACACUGGGCUCUACUAGUCAGAACAGGGCAACUCGGGCCUGACCUCCAGCUUACACAGCCUCAGGAUUCUCACCUGGCUGCACAGGAGCCCACAGAAAUAAUAAAAACCACAUCAUUUGUAACAUCUUUCAAUCUCAACCCAUAGGGAGAGCCCUCCAAUAUCCUGUACAUAUUGAGCUGAAGGAAACAAUAAAAUGCAAUCAAAUAACAAGGUGCCAUUCCUGACUAAUAACACAUAGUUGCCAGAAGCAUCUGAGAUUCCAUUGUUUAGUACUCAAAGAGCUCAGAACAGGUAAAAUUAAAGAGAGGUUGAGGGAAGAGUGAGAAUAAAGGCUUUUGAAAAUCUGAACCAAAAGCAAAUGUUAAUAUUUGGAAACCUUGCUAUUCCUACAGAUUUAUUUCUGACUCCUGAGGGAAUAAAUAUUUUAAACUGCUAAUAUAAAAUUAGCUGAAAUCAAAUCUUCAGUUACUCUCAUCUAAAGCAAGAAAAUGACCUGCCUUCUUUUGCAUUAAGAUUGUCUGAGGAGGGCACGAAAGGGUCCUCAGCAGAAUGUGAGAUGGUUCCCUGGUCCCUCUGGAGUAGAACACAGCCCCAUAGAGUUAAAGAGGGUUUUCGCUAUGUUCAGUGUGAAAAUCAGUCAUGUCGAAAUGAUAUUUUUACUUUCCAGUCUUAUGCACCAAUGUGUAGUAUAUAUUCUUAACUAUAGAGUAACCGAGAGGGGGAAAUGCAGAUACUGAUCUAAUGACGUUAAAUGGGAGGUCAUGGUAAGAAGGCCUCACACCUAUGGGAGAAAACCAGAUUCCCUAAAAGAAGACUCUGGACCCGGGGCACCUGUGCUGAAGGAGCAGGGCCUUCAGGAUCGCUCAGAGAGCUGCGGCUUUGCCCCCUCUGAGAGCAGCCCUAACCAUCGCCCCAGGCAGCCUCAAACCCUCCUGCACCCCAGAACUUCAAAGACCACCGGGGACCAUGAAACUGCUUGCACAAGUUCUUUCUCACACAGGACAAAGUAGGGGAUAUAAUUUUUAAAACUCCAGCCCAAGCUUCACUUGUCAGAGUUGAUCCAGGGAUUGUGAAUCACUUAGAACUCUAUGGAACUAUUUAAGCAUCACCUUACUAAGAAACUGAGGCUCAAAAAAGAUUCUUCCUCCCAGUGUCUGGUGCCAGUUUUCACAUAUCUUUUGUAACCCUAGAUUUAGUCCCCUUUUGUCAAAAACCAGUGUAAGUUACUAUAGAUGUAGCAUUCAAUCUUUGUUUCAAUAUAACAUUUUACUACAAGAGAAAUUCAUUCUCAUUAAAGAAAAAUGGAAAAAUACACGUAAAAAUAAAGUACAACUUUAGUAACAUUUUUAUAUAUUUCAAUUUGGGUUUCUUCUAUUUAUGUCUGAAUAUUCAUAAAGAGAUAGACAUAUAGAAAUUGACUUCAUUUGAGAUUUAUGCGCAAUUUUGUAAGUUUUCAAAAAAGUUUUCAACUUUUAUUUUAGAUACAGGGGGUACAUGGGCAGGUAUGUUGAAUCUUUUUUUAAACGUAACAUUUUACAUAGAGCCUCUUCCCACAUAAUUUGUUGAUUGUCUGAGCAUUUUGUCUUUAAUCAGGAAAUCUCUCCCUUGAGCUGUGAUUUCUACUUUCAUGGCCAAAACUUUUUCAAUGCUGAGAACUGAAAUUGCUAGUUUCCCCUGUCUGCAUUUGGAGUGAGAACUUCAUCUCCAAAGACUGUGGAAUCCUGUCUCCUCUAGCCGUGCAUCCCUGGCGUUAAACUGGUACGGAGUGCUUCCCUCGGCAGCACCAUGCCCUCCUCCAGCAUCCCCCUCAACCCCACAGGUUGUAUUUGUGCCUUCAGCGUAGCACUACAAGCGAAGAAGACCUGCCCUCCUUGGCUUCAUGACCAGAGCUGAAGGGCAGGUAAGGCGAGAUAGUACACGGAUUCUAAGAAAUACCGGAGAAGCUUCUGGGAGAUGCCUGUUCCCAGAGCCCAGUGUUUCAGUUUGGAUCAGAGGCAAAUGAUGUCUGAAUCAGCAUUGUCGGGAAAAAUUACCAAGGUUUCCUCUGAGCAGUGGGAUUGGGGGGUGUGGGGGGCAGGUGAGGUAGAGGGAGGAGGUUUGCAGGGCUAUUCUGCCUUCCGUAUUGUAAAUGUUUUUAGUGGUGAAAUUGAUUUUUACUUUGUAUGUAAAUGUGUGUUAGGGGUACUUUUCAAAUAAAAACUUAAAAUCAAGGCCGGUCACGGUGGCUUUUGCCUGUAAUCCUAGCACUUUGGGAAUCCAAGCCGGGUGGAUUUGCUUGAACACAGGAGUUCGAGAACAGCCUGGCCAACAUGGUGAAGCCUCAUCUCUACAAAAAAUACAAAAAUUAGCCAGGCCUGGUGGCAUGCGCCUGUAGUCCCAGCUACUUGAGGGGCUGAGGCAGGAGAAUCACCUGAGCCCAGGAGCUAGAUGCUGCAGGGAGCCUAGAUCACGCCACUGCACUCCAGCCUGGGUGACAAAGUGAGACCCUGUCUCAGAAAAUAAAAUAAAGAUUUUGACAUAGAACCCACCUGUCUAUGUGGCCUUAUCCUCCUCUGUCACUAAGAAGAACUUUCUCUUUGGAAAUCUCUGAAGAAUGUGCUGUCAUCCUCCUCCUUCGCCUCCCUCUCUCGAGCACGCACCUCCCUGCCCAGAAGCAGGAGACACAGCUUGCUCCCCAUCAAAGGCAAAAGUGCCCUGUGCUUCAAUGUGCUAGACAUUCAGGCGCCUUCAUGCUUUUAAAAUGCCACUGAUUAAAUCACAUUUUAAGUUUUAUAAGAUGUCAAGUCGACGUCAUUAUUAUUAACAUGUAAAGAAAGUGUAUUUUAGAAUA
Nomascus leucogenys (northern white-cheeked gibbon) is the source of this 3246-nucleotide messenger RNA. It is a transcript of the gene C18H10orf53, whose product is annotated as chromosome 18 C10orf53 homolog. Lineage: Eukaryota; Metazoa; Chordata; Mammalia; Primates; Hylobatidae. The record is from RefSeq and is a predicted model, not a curated record.